AUGGCCGUAUCCCCGCGCCGCCCGCUGCUUCUGCUGGCCGUCCUGGCCCUCGCCCUAGCCCUGGCCGUGAGCCCUGCGGCCGGGCAGGGCCCCAGAAAGAAAGGCCUGGUGGGCGGCCUGAUGGAGGCGGACGUCAACGAGAAGGGCGUACAGGAGGCGCUGUCCUUUGCCAUCAGAGAGUACAACAAGCAAAGCAACGACGCCUAUCAGAGCCGCGCGGUGCGCGUAGUGCGCGCCUUCAAGCAGGUUGUGUCUGGGAUGAACUACUUUUUGGACGUGGAGAUUGGCCGAACCACGUGUACAAAGUCCCGGGCCAACUUGGACAACUGUCCCUUCCAUGACCAGCCACACCUGAAAAAGCAAAAGCUUUGCAACUUCCAGGUUUACGUCGUCCCCUGGAUGAACACCAUCUCCCUGGUGAAUUUCAGCUGCCAGGAUGAAUAG
Messenger RNA from Lipotes vexillifer (Yangtze River dolphin), 444 nucleotides. RefSeq names its product cystatin-C. NCBI's taxonomy places the organism in Eukaryota, Metazoa, Chordata, Mammalia, Artiodactyla, Lipotidae. The record is from RefSeq and is a predicted model, not a curated record. The coding region runs from base 1 to 444 and encodes 147 amino acids. Gene Ontology annotation, cellular component: cytoplasm; vesicle. The transcript has 3 exons. Gene Ontology annotation, molecular function: cysteine-type endopeptidase inhibitor activity.